AUGUCUAUUUUAGCUUAUAAUGGAGGUGCGGUGGUUGCAAUGAAGGGCAAAGACUGCGUAGCUAUUGCGACAGACAAGCGCUUCGGUAUUCAGGCGCAAACAGUGUCUACCAACUUUCCCAAGGUGUAUCAAAUGGGCCCAACACUGUAUGUUGGUCUGCCAGGUUUAGCUACUGAUACACAGACAGUAUUCCAGAGACUAAAAUUUAGGAUGAACUUGUAUGAGCUGAAAGAGAACAGAGUAAUGAGACCAAAAACAUUCUCCGCAAUGUUGUCUAACCUGUUAUAUGAGAGACGCUUUGGACCAUACUUCAUUGAGCCUGUGGUUGCUGGACUCGACCCUGUGGACAACCAGCCCUACGUAUGCAAUAUGGAUCUGAUUGGCUGUCCCAAUGAGCCGGAAGAUUUUGUGGUAUCAGGAACUUGUUCAGAACAGUUAUAUGGUAUGUGUGAAGCUCUGUGGGAACCCAACCUGUCACCCGAUGAGCUGUUUGAAACUAUUUCACAGGCGCUGGUGAAUGCGGCAGACCGUGACGCUAUUUCCGGUUGGGGAGCUGUGGUGUACAUCAUCGAAAAGGACAAGAUCACAGAGAAGCACGUCAAGACGAGGAUGGACUAG
Arctia plantaginis is the source of this 618-nucleotide messenger RNA. NCBI's taxonomy places the organism in Eukaryota, Metazoa, Arthropoda, Insecta, Lepidoptera, Erebidae. The record is from the annotation of a GenBank genome assembly.